UAAAGAACACUAAAAGAGAAGAAAAUCAAUAUAAACAAUUACAAAGUUCUAUUUUGUGUAUGGUUGUACAACUUUGGGAUUUGCCAAAAAAAUUGUUGCUACAUCAUUAGAUUUGACAAAUCUUUACAGAGGAGACUACAUAGAAAAAAAUACAAAAAAACUAUGUCCAAUCUGAUCACAGAGUAGUCAUAAAAUGUCCCAUGAAAAUCCGGUUAACAUUGUUCAUGGAAAUAUUUUGUGAAUUUUUAAGGACUCUGGCAUUUGAGAGGAUCACAAUCAAACAGAGCAUUGACAGAGAUAUAUAUAUUUUUAAAUAUAAGCCAAAACAGUGAGAUGUAAAUAUUGCAUUUGGUUUCUGUGUGUGCCAUGUCAAACCAAGUCAGGCAGUCUUCUGUACAGUGUAGAACAUUGAAAUUAAGAAAUCAAACCAUUAAACAUUUACCAAAAUAAUCAAUUAUCUUUCAUAAGGCAUGCUAUCAGAGCAUGUAUCAAAUUUGAAAGGAACUUCAAAGGCUUUCCACUUUUAAUAAUAAAACUGAUUUCAGAUUACUGUACGGUGUGUUUGCAAUCUCUGAGCAGCCUUGCUUUACAAAAUAGAGAGAAAGGAAUAUUAGUCCCUGUUUCCUAAUUAACUUUAUUGAACUGAACAGACAAUAAACGGCAUGCAUUCAAACAACAAAAUGAACGGUAUUUGGCAAUUAUACAGAGACAACUGUGGCUCAAUGGGAAAAGUGGUUGUUUUGCAAUCUAAAAUUGUGGAUUUGAUUUGAAAUUGUGUCACUAGAAAAUCCACAAUUUCUAGUGCCUUGCCUUGGUGGCAAGGCACUAGAAAAUCACUAUGCAUAUUAAGUCAUUAUACAAAGAAGCAACAAGGAAGGAAAAGGCGUAAAGAUGAAAAUACUUACAAAAAAAUUAUAUUAUUAAAACUAUAGGUGUCUACUGUUCCCAUAACCUGGUAAAAACCAGCCCCUUGUACUACACUUUGCUUCGUACUGAGGGUCGGGGCUCUUGGCUGCUGAGAAACAAAUGCUUCCUGGAGGCUGUUGAGUUUUCAAAUUUUACCCAAUUGCUAACAUUUUUCCUGACAUAUGACUAGAAGCAAUAACUUUUUUUCAAGCUGAAUUGCACAAGAAGGUAAUGGCAAGGCUGCUGUUUCCAUUAUUACCAUUCAGAAAUAAUUGGCUUCUGCAUGCUUUUUGUGUGUGCAUGCAAUUAUGGGGCUCUAUUUAUAUGUUGAGCAUAUGUGUAGGCGUGUGUCUACAUGUGUAUGCAGAAUAUCUCAACAGACCACAGACCAGUGGGAACUGGUUCUUGGCCCACCAAUAAACUGCAACAUCCAUUCACCAACUGUGCAGCGACGGAAUAGAUAGUUCAGGUGCAAAUGUUGGCCGACAGAGGCCCAAGAGCACCCCACAUGCCUGUUAACGACACCAAACAAUCCCCUUCCUGGGAUUUUAUUCUCCCCUUUUUUUGUCAUACCAUUUGUGCAUCACAUAUGGACACCACAAACCACGUCUUUUCAUAUCAGUAGAAUAAAUGUUAGGCUGCUUAAUUUAAAAUCAACAUUACGCAACAAAAAUUGCAUAUUGUUAAAGUUAAUUAAUUCAAAUAGCCUAGACAGUUCUUGGUAAAACUACAGUUCAUCAUCUAGUUGUCAAAGCAGUGUAUUUAAAAGACACUCCUUAGCUUAAUCACUGCAGUCUUAAAUAUUUGUUCUGUUUUUUAUAAUAAUUUUUUGUGCAAGCUUGCCUCUCAAUUACAGACUCGUUCAGCUUGCUCCUGUCUUUUGCAGACAUGUUUUUGUUGUAAUAAGUAAGAAGCACAGCCUAUGAUAACGUCAAACACGAGCUGUAUGUGCUCUCCUGAAGCUACGGACAAUGGGCAAUACCACACCUGCUCUUUUACUGUUUGCACAGUCUUACUGAAUAACACGAAAGCGAUUAGCUUAUAAUGAUUUAAUGAAAAGCUUUUGUGGGUCAGUUAUGUCUGCACUAGUAGUGUUCUGCCCACUGUUGUUUAGAAAUCUACUUAAAGACUCACAUCAAGCUGAACAUUUAAAGGAUGAAAGGUGCAGUCGUUACUCUAACUAUUCAGAUAAAAAGAAUUUAGACUAAAAACGAAAAGGAUGGAGAGUGCAAUCUUUCUGCUGAGUUUGCUGAUUUUUGGUAAGUAAAUUUUGGAAAUUUCAAUUUCGGAUUAAAAGAUUAAAGGAAGUCUUUCUAAACUUGCUGGAACAUGCGUCUUAUUUUAGGAUGUUCACAAGCUGAAAUCAAGUGCACAACUCGCAGAUGUCUGGCUCAAAUGUUAAUUAGAAAUCAAUAUUUAUCUUCACCUCAGUCUGAGAACUGCACCUUACUUGUUGAAGUUCCAUUAAUUGAGUACGAAACGCUGUCAGUCGACAUGAAGGAACUACAUCUAAUGAGUCGUCUACAGGUUGCAAUUGCAUGGGUGGAUCCAGAGCUGGCGUGGAACACAUCAGUAUAUCCAUUUGACAAACUCAUUUUGCCAGUAGAUAAAGUGUGGACCCCGUAUAUCUCUAUAGAAAAUGGGCAAAGCUCCAUGGAGCAUGAUUCGCCUGAUCUCGUGGUGUACAGUAAUGGUACAGUGGGGCACAAUGUGGUCAUAAUUGCAGAAGUGAAUUGUGGAAUCAAUCUGUUCAACUAUCCUUUUGCUUUUGAUGUGUGCCCCGUUGGACUUAAAUCCACCGCACCAGAUGAAUGUGGGAUAAGCAUAAAAGUUUAUCAAGUGAAGUUGGCAGAGAGUUCCCAUGGAGACUGGCAAACGGAAGAAGUGAAGCUGGGAAAAAAGCGAGAGGAUCGCAAUUUUAUUGAUGUGUCUCUAAGGAUCAGAUAUACCAACCCAUUCAUCACAUUACUCCUGCCCACUAUCUUGAUUAUGGUGGCUGAUAUAGUCAGCGGUGCUCUGCCACUGCAAGGUGGUGAGCGCAACUCGUUCAAGGUUACCUUGGUGCUCAGCUUCACCAUGUUUCUGAACAUUCUCACCACCGUGCUUCCUGGAGACAGCAAGUGCAGCCCAGUCAUCCGAAUCCAUUUCUGUGUUUGCCAAGUCCUGAUGGUGAUCAGCAUGUUGGUAUCCAUGUUCUUGACAAGGGUGUCUCAAGAUGGGCUGGCUUUUUUCACCUGCUUCAGUAAAAGGCCUGCUUCUCAAAAUGCAGAAGACAACAAAGAAAACGAGGAUGCAGAGAACAAAGGUGUCAUCAGCGUCGUUCAGCAAGGUCUUUCUGAGGACUCUAAAAUGCUCCGGAAGAUAGUCAGAUUCAUGGACGCUGUUGACACCAAACAGACAGAAAGGGAACGUCAUCAGAAACUUGCAGAUAAACUGGACAGAAUCUUUUUCUGGCUGUAUCUUAUCUGUAGCUCUGGAUAUGUUGUUGCCAUGACUUAUGUUAUGGUACAGUACACAUGUAACAUUGAUCAUUUUGAGUUUUGGAACUAAUGCAACAUAGAAGACAAUCACUAAUUGUUUUGACCUCUUAUUUAUUAUGAUAUAGCAUUCGAACCUUAUGAUAUAAUUCUUAGCUAAAAACUUAUAUACUCUUAAAUCAUGUAACUAAUCAGUUCAAGGGAGGUUUAUUUGUGUAGCUCAAUUCUCCACUACAAACAAGAAAUGCAAUAACAGAAUAAUAACAGAAUUACACGCUUCACAUCAAAAGAAGCGCUAAAAUACAAGUUCAAAUAAAUUCAUGGCUUGUCCAAAUCAAAAAUAAAUUCACUAACUGGAUUUUCCUAAGAAAAUAGUGAAGAGACUACUACAAUAAUUACUGCAUGGAUGAUUGUGUUUCACAUAUUCAAAUGUUAUUUAACUUUAACAGAUGGGCAUGUUCAUAUGUUUCAGAAGGGUCAAAUCUGAUCUCUAACCUUUCAUUUCUAGAACCAAAAACUUGCUUUUCUGCAUUAUGUUAACAGAAAAUCCUGACAUGGAUAUUGUGAACACAGUGGGUAUUUGCCUUUACACAGAAACAUCAGGGGUAAAAGAUGAGAUGUUGUGGAAAAAACAUUUCUUAGAGUUUUUCUUUUUAAUAAAAAAAAAGGCUGAUAAAUGGCUUUUCAUUGGUGUUUGCUAAAAUCUCAGAUUAGGUAUUUGCCUGUAAUUACCUUAAUUAUUUUUGAAGAAUCCAGAUUAGGAUUAGUUAAGAGAUCACUGCAGUUCAUGACUUGUACAAAAUAAUUAAUUUACUAUCUCACAUAUUUUUGAUGCAACACAGCUAAAGCCUUCUUGGAUCAAUGUAAAGGCUUUGUGGAUACAUGGUAAUUAACAGGUGUUUUGUGUUAGAAAGGUGUUUUGUGCAUAGUGGUGCAGUUGUUAGUGCUGUUGUCUUGCAGGAAGAUGGUCCUGGGAAGAAAUCCUGACUUGCACUAUGUCUGCAUGAAGUUGUAUCUUGAAUGGCCUCAUCAUGUACAUAAAUGUUACUCUCGGUGUGAAUAUUUUCAUGCAAGUUGUUUAUUAUGUGAUGCUCACACAAGAACCGGUGAACUUGUGAAGGAUGUACCACGCCUUUCGCUGACAAUCACUGCAGACAGGCACAAGAGCCCAUAUAACCUUACUAGAAUAUGUGUGUAUAGACAAUAGAUGGAGGAGUAGAUGCAUUAAUAAUUGUGUAGCCACAUCUGAGAUGUAACUAUAUAUUUCUUGUGUUAUUCUUUAUUUUCUCUCUUAAAUAAACCAAAUAUAUACUCUAUUUUUUUGAUCUAUGAGAUAUUGUGAAAAUUCACUUAAUAUACUUUUUAUAAUUCGCAGCAGAUUAAUGUGGCAUUUUAUAACAAAAGUCAUUAAAUUGAUGUCUUAAAUAUAAAUUGGACUUUUUGCAUAAACAUUAAAAGUUGUAUUCAGGUAUAUUCAGCCUAAAGUACCGGCAAUAAAACCAUAAUGUUUGUUGCCACCUUGUGGCCAAACAUUUACCUGGAGACAAAGUAGUGUUCUCGUCACUCUUGUCCUAAAUUAGGUUUUUCCAAUUAUAUUAACAGUACUUAGUUGAAAUGUUCUACAUCACAAAGAUAUCAGUACAUAUUUGGACAAUGUUUCAGAACAGAGGAGGCAAUAGAAUUUUCAUGAUCUAUUUUUAAUGCACACAACACCUUCUCAAAGAUGCUAGUAAAUGGCUACUUCAUUUUACACAUAAACAUACCAUAGUGUAAUUUAUAACAAACAAUAACAAACUUUCUGACAAAAAAAAUACAGCUCAGUCAAAGUAACAAAAAUAUCAGAUUUUUUAUAUGUGUGAACUUUCCCCAGCAUUUUAUACGCCCACAACUUUUUUUAAAAGUUGUUUAAAAAAA
This is a messenger RNA of Xiphophorus couchianus (Monterrey platyfish), 5297 nucleotides long. RefSeq names its product zinc-activated ligand-gated ion channel-like. The record is from RefSeq and is a predicted model, not a curated record. The transcript is spliced from 8 exons. Gene Ontology annotation, cellular component: membrane. Bases 2236 to 3456 code for a protein of 406 amino acids. Gene Ontology annotation, molecular function: transmembrane signaling receptor activity; extracellular ligand-gated monoatomic ion channel activity. Gene Ontology annotation, biological process: monoatomic ion transmembrane transport. Lineage: Eukaryota; Metazoa; Chordata; Actinopteri; Cyprinodontiformes; Poeciliidae.